CCUUAUAAAGAAAAUAUAUUAAUAUAUUACCACAUGUUAAUUUUGAUUGAUUCUGAGCUUUUGGAUCCUUUUUGCUAUAGCAGUCGAAUGACGAUACAUCUUCCAGAGAAGGAUGUGAAGGCAACCGCAACCGCAACCACCCAAAGAGUGGAAGUUAUCAAGCAAACAAAUUCCAGUACUCCCGAAAAUUUGCCCUCAAGAUACACAAGUUACGACGACCCUCGUCACUCUCUUUUAAUCGAUACAUCUUCCAGAGAAGAAUGUGAAGGCAAUCGCAACCGCAACCACCCAAAGAGUGGAAGUUAUCAAGCAAACAAGCUCCAAAAGAAGACUAAUGGGUUUGCCCUCAAGAUAAACAAGUUACAACUACCCUCGAUUAAAAGGCUAAGAAUAUGUGGAAC
Molecule: messenger RNA, 401 nt
Organism: Racocetra persica
Lineage: Eukaryota; Fungi; Glomeromycota; Glomeromycetes; Diversisporales; Gigasporaceae
Source: the annotation of a GenBank genome assembly